This is a messenger RNA of Etheostoma cragini (Arkansas darter), 1357 nucleotides long. It is a transcript of the gene rsad2, whose product is annotated as radical S-adenosyl methionine domain containing 2. The transcript is spliced from 6 exons. The record is from RefSeq and is a predicted model, not a curated record. NCBI's taxonomy places the organism in Eukaryota, Metazoa, Chordata, Actinopteri, Perciformes, Percidae. Gene Ontology annotation, molecular function: 4 iron, 4 sulfur cluster binding; catalytic activity. Gene Ontology annotation, cellular component: lipid droplet; mitochondrion; endoplasmic reticulum. The coding region runs from base 88 to 1146 and encodes 352 amino acids. Gene Ontology annotation, biological process: defense response to virus; positive regulation of immune response.
CUGAUCGCGUUUCCCUCUCUGUUGGCAAGGUGCCCUGCAGCCCUUUACUUAAGACGCGCCAACCCCCACAGUGCGAACACAGAACGCAUGAGUUUGAAGAUGCAGUUCUUCUCUGUGGUCUCGUCUCCGAUGCUGCUGCUGCAGCUCUGCAUCAGCACCCUGCACGACGUGUUUGCCAGCAUCUUUUCAGCAGUUCGUUACUGGAGAACAACCUCGCCUGUUUCACCUGUUGACAGAAAAGUGGACCAAAGGAAAGUCCACAAUGCAACGACUCCAACUAGUGUCAACUAUCAUUUUACACGCAACUGUAAUUACAAAUGCGGAUUUUGUUUCCACACUGCUAAAACCUCCUUCGUCCUGCCUCUAGAGGAGGCCAAGAGGGGCCUGAAACUCCUGAAGGAAUCAGGCAUGGAAAAGAUCAACUUCUCUGGAGGAGAGCCUUUCCUGCCCGAUAAAGGAGAGUUUCUGGGGAAAUUAGUCCAGUACUGUAAACAGGACCUCCAGCUCCCGAGUGUCAGCAUCGUCAGCAAUGGAAGCAUGAUCAGAGAAACAUGGUUUCAGAAAUAUGGUGCCGAUCUAGACAUCCUGGCUAUCUCCUGUGACAGUUUUGAUGAAGCAACCAACCAGCUGAUUGGCAGAGCUCAGGGCAAGAAGAGCCAUGUCGACAACCUGCUCAAGAUCAGGAACUGGUGCCUGCAGUACAAAGUGGCAUUUAAAAUCAACUCGGUCAUCAACACCUUCAACAUGGACGAAGACCUGACGGAGAACAUCCUCCAGCUUAACCCAGUCCGCUGGAAGGUGUUUCAGUGUCUGCUGAUUGACGGGGAAAAUGCAGGAGAGAGCGCCCUGAGAGAGGCAGAGAGGUUCGUCAUCAGUGAGCAACAGUUUCAGGAGUUUCUGGAUAGACACAGCAGCGUCUCGUGCCUGGUUCCUGAGUCCAAUGAGAAGAUGAGGAAUUCCUACCUGAUACUGGAUGAAUAUAUGCGUUUUCUAGACUGUCGAGAGGGAAGGAAGGACCCGUCCAAGUCCAUCCUUGAUGUCGGUGUGAAGGAGGCCAUUAGCUUUAGUGGCUUUGAUGAAAAGAUGUUUCUUAAGAGAGGAGGGAAAUAUGUGUGGAGCAAAGCCGAUAUGAAGCUGGAGUGGUGAAAACCUGCAACUCGAUUUUGAUUUACCUUUGCUGAGUGAUUACACAGAUCAUUUGAUUUUGUUUAAUUAUAUAGAUGUGUGUGUUUGUUGUGUAUCUGUUUGUGUGUGUGUGUGUUUUUAUUUACAUGUGUUACAACUUACUGUACUACUACUUACAGUUGUUGUAAAACAGUGUUAAAAGAUGUUAAAUUCACUAUUGAGUUAUAUACUG